This is a messenger RNA of Capronia coronata CBS 617.96, 1143 nucleotides long. Its product is annotated as adenosine deaminase. Gene Ontology annotation, biological process: adenine catabolic process; hypoxanthine salvage. The transcript has 2 exons. The coding region runs from base 1 to 1143 and encodes 380 amino acids. The record is from RefSeq and is a predicted model, not a curated record. Lineage: Eukaryota; Fungi; Ascomycota; Eurotiomycetes; Chaetothyriales; Herpotrichiellaceae. Gene Ontology annotation, cellular component: cytosol. Gene Ontology annotation, molecular function: adenine deaminase activity.
AUGACUGCGUCUACCACUCGUGGAAAUCUGCAGGCUUUGGUGCAGGAGAUGCAUAGCCAUGUCGAUCCCUUCAUCAGCGACAUUCCAAAAGUUGAGCUGCAUCUUCACAUCGAAGGGACAAUAACUCCCGCAUUGCGUUGGAAGCUGGCUCAGAGGCAUGGAAUCACCUUGAAAAGUGAGCGUACUGGAGAAAUCUACGACACGAUCGAAAAGCUGCAAGCCUCAUAUGAGCUUCACCGCGCCCAAUACAAGCCUGGUGAAGGAGCCGAAGCGACCUUCUUUGAACUGUACUAUGGAGGGUUUGAAGUACUCCAGACCGAAGAGGACUUUUAUGACCUGGCAAUGAACAUGUUUGAGCUUGCCGCCAAGAUGAACGUCCGAUACGUCGAACCAUUCUUUGAUCCGCAGGGACAUACCCGGCGAGGCGUGCCACUCGACGCUGUCAUGAAAGGAUUUAGGCGGGCUCAGCUGACAGCCGAGAAAGACCUGAAUGUCAAAUCCCAAUGGAUCAUGUGCAUGCUACGAGACAUGACACUAGAAUCCGCCACGGAACACUACGAAGCCGCCCUGCCUUACCGUGACAUGAUUGUGGCAAUUGGACUUGAUUCCAUGGAGGAGGGCCAUCCUCCGUCGCAAUUCUACAAACUUUUCGAGCGAGCACGUGCCGACGGCUUCAAGCUUACCUGCCAUUGCGAUCCGGGUGUACCGGACACUAUGUCAAACAUGGAACAGGUCCUCAACGAUAUUGGAGGUACAGGCGCGGAUCGAUGCGACCACGGCCUGAGUGCGGCUCAUGAUCCGCAGUUGGUACAGGGCUUUGUCGAAAAGAAAAUCGGCAUGACGCUUUGUCCAUGGGCCUAUUUCUGUCUUUCGCCAGAAACAGACAUCAUGGGUAAGGUUCGUCAGCUCUACGAUGCGGGUGUCCAAGUUACUAUUAACAGCGACGACCCGGCUUAUAUGGAUGGUUGCUGGAUCGUCCACAACCUACACUUGGCGAGGCUGAUGUGCGGCUUUUCAGAUGCUGACAUUGUCCGCCUGCAAAGAAAUGCAGUUGACAUGUGUUGGGCACCACAGGAGGUUAAGAGCGCCAUCACCAAGGAGUUGGAGGAAUUCGCUGCACGGAAUAUCACUGGGAAAGCAUAG